AUGGAGUGGGUUCGCGGUGAAAUUCUUGGUCAUGGGAGCUUUGCCUCUGUUAGUCUGGCGAAACCCACAAGUCAGAGCGGUGGCAAUAGUCCGAUGGCUGUUAAGUCUUGUUCUGCUUCAAAUCCUGCUUCUCUGAUCAACGAGAAAUCGAUUCUUGAUGAGUUUAAGGAUUGCCCUGACAUUAUUCAGUGCUAUGGUGAUAGUUACAGCUUCGAACAUGGCGAGAAAUUGUACAAUUUGUUUUUAGAAUACGCUUCUGGCGGCGCUUUGGCGAAUAAAGUGAAGAGUUCGUGUGAUCAGAGGUUGCCAGAAUGCGAAGUUCGCCGAUACGCAAAGGGGAUCUUAAGGGGGCUAAAUUGUAUUCAUAAGAGUGGGUAUGUUCAUUGUGACAUUAAGCUUCAAAACAUUCUGUUAACCCAAGAAGGUGAAGUUAAGAUUGCCGAUUUUGGUUUAGCAAAAAAGGUUAGUAAUGGAAAGGGGAAAAAAUUGGGAUGUGAAUUGAGGGGUACACCUUUAUAUAUGUCCCCUGAGAUGGUCGCCGGAGGUGAUCAGUCAUCGCCGGCGGAUAUUUGGGCACUUGGGUGUGUGGUAGCUGAGAUGGUUACCGGAAUUCCAGCCUGGGGUUCUUCCAAUGAUUUGGCGGGGUUGUUGAUGAGGAUUGGUGUCGGAGAACAAGUCCCAGAAGUUCCCGGAAAUUUAUCAGAGGAGGGAAAAGAUUUCCUCAGGAAGUGUUUUGUGAAAGACCCACAAUUGAGAUGGACGGCUGAGAUGCUUUUGAAUCACCCAUUUGUGUCAUCAUCAUCGGAAUUCGAUCACCGUCAUUCUCACGCCACUGUUACAUUCGACAACGUACGAUGUUGGCCGUCGCCUUCUCCGAGGAGCGCGUUCGAUUUCCCGGACUGGGUAUCCCAACAAUCGUCGUCCUCAACAUUUUCAAUCACUCCGUUAUCGUCGCCGGCGUCAACUCCGGGGAACGGGUCUUGGUUCCCGGGCCAAGAUCAGUUGAAAUCGUGUGGUGGGUCAUCCUCGUGGUUCAGUUCUGCAGCAGAGAGGCUGCGGGGAUUAGUUAGUGAUCAACAACUUGAUUCUGAUUGCUUCAGUAACUCGGGUGAUUGGAUCGACGUUAGGUGA
Oldenlandia corymbosa var. corymbosa is the source of this 1131-nucleotide messenger RNA. NCBI's taxonomy places the organism in Eukaryota, Viridiplantae, Streptophyta, Magnoliopsida, Gentianales, Rubiaceae. The record is from the annotation of a GenBank genome assembly.